Messenger RNA from Ogataea philodendri, 789 nucleotides. RefSeq lists its product as uncharacterized. The transcript has a single exon. The coding region runs from base 1 to 789 and encodes 262 amino acids. Lineage: Eukaryota; Fungi; Ascomycota; Pichiomycetes; Pichiales; Pichiaceae. The record is from RefSeq and is a predicted model, not a curated record.
AUGGCGAGAUUCUCUCACCUCUUUGGCCUUUUGUGCGUCAACAUAAUCUGGAUAAGACCAGUGCUCGUACGGAAUGAUACCGUAUCUGGCUGUGCCGGAGACCAUGGCAGAGGUCUGUUUGAUGAAAUCCUCGGUGAACGGCUUGUCGUUGAGGAAAACCCAGUCGUAUUGGUAGUUUCUGUUGAACCGGCUUUCGAGCUGCUGGAUCGACUGCAACAUAUCAAACAGUUCCUCGUUCCGCACCAGUGUAAGCAUCGUGGCGUUCUGCUUGGCCGCGUUGCCGUACUUGUCCUUGACGAUCCGGAUCUGCUCGUACGGUUUGUACUGGUGGGUCAUGGAUCCAUGGUAUCCGGAAGGCAGAGGGGCCUUGUCUGGGUUGCGCUUGUGUGCGUUGUCCAGCGGGGUACCCACCAGCGGGUUCUUUGGGAUCUCCUGGAUCGGCUCGCUCGGUGGAGUUUUGAUCUGCUGGGUCAUCUCGUCGGCGUGUUGUUGCUGGGCCUCAACAGCAGCGUUGCUAACGAGUUGGUCGCCGUCGUCGUCGUCGUCGUUCGACUCGGUAGAGCCGUGGGGCUCGGCCGGCUGAUCAUGCUCCUGUGCCGGUGGAUCCCGGCUCUCCUCGUGGCCAGCAGGCUCCUCGAUCACCUCCUGCCGUCCAAACGACGGAACAAAACUGCCGUUGUACGUAGACAUGUGUUUCUGGAUGUCCACCAAGGAACUCUGGAACCGUUGUGUCUGAUCGACCGUUCCGAAGAUCAUACCAAACACAACAAGAACCAACGCCAAGGCUAG